This is a messenger RNA of Pristis pectinata (smalltooth sawfish), 701 nucleotides long. RefSeq names its product FAU ubiquitin like and ribosomal protein S30 fusion a (gene faua). The coding region runs from base 129 to 530 and encodes 133 amino acids. The transcript has 5 exons. Gene Ontology annotation, molecular function: structural constituent of ribosome; protein binding. NCBI's taxonomy places the organism in Eukaryota, Metazoa, Chordata, Chondrichthyes, Rhinopristiformes, Pristidae. Gene Ontology annotation, biological process: translation. The record is from RefSeq and is a predicted model, not a curated record. Gene Ontology annotation, cellular component: cytosolic small ribosomal subunit; ribosome.
UGCACAGGCGCAGUGCGAUUCAUGCGUAACUUGUGCUGUUAAAUUGCGCUUGCGCGGUAGUUCUUUCUCUCUCGACCCGACCUGCGAGUAGCUGUGGUGGCGGCGGCGGCCCGAGUUCCUGGACCACCAUGCAGCUGUUUCUACGAGGUCAGAACACCCACACACUUGAUGUGACUGGGGAAGAGACUGUUGGGGAACUUAAGGCCCAUGUUGAAUCGUUGGAAGGUGUCUCUUCUGUUGAUCAAGUGAUCCUUUUGGCUGGCUCUCCCUUGGAUGAUGAUGCUGUUAUUGGGCAAUGUGGCAUCAGUGAGCACACUACUCUGGAAGUAGUUGCUCGAUUGUUGGGUGGCAAGGUGCACGGAUCCCUUGCUCGUGCUGGAAAAGUGAAGGGUCAGACGCCAAAGGUAGCAAAGCAAGAAAAAAGGAAAAAGAAGACUGGCCGUGCAAAGAGGCGCAUGCAGUACAAUCGUCGCUUUGUGAAUGUUGUGCCAUACUUUGGCAAGAGGAAGGGGCCAAACUCAAACUCCUAAAUUUGUUUCUGUCGUUUAAAACUUUGAUUAAUCAGCAUUGAGUUUUGCCUCCUGCAGACAUGAUUGGGUAUAUUGGUAUUGCUACGAAAAAUCAGAAAGCAAAAGAUUGGCUUGCCAGAUAUUAGUCACUUAAAUUCUGUAAUAGGGCUAAUAAAAAAAUUAUCACCAUUA